Ruditapes philippinarum (Manila clam) is the source of this 4886-nucleotide messenger RNA. Its product is annotated as maspardin-like. The record is from RefSeq and is a predicted model, not a curated record. The transcript is spliced from 9 exons. Bases 159 to 1061 code for a protein of 300 amino acids. Lineage: Eukaryota; Metazoa; Mollusca; Bivalvia; Venerida; Veneridae.
UAUCAAUUCACAACGAAGUCACGCGAAAUCUCGUUAGACCUGCGAGUUCAAAACACUUCCUAUUUUGCCAAGUUUCACUUUAUAUUCUGUGAAUUUUAUUGCAUUUUAACAGGUAAUAUCAAUAAAGAUGCAGAUAUGAAAAUGAUCAAACUAUAAGCAUGGGAGAAAUACAAAAUUCACAGGAAUACCAAAGCUUUAGAAGCUCUGUGCCACAGAAAAAGCUUGUGGUAGAUGAUGAUGAUAAGAAAGAAUGGACGAUGUAUGACACAGGGCCGAGACAUAUAAAAUGUCCGUUAAUUUGUUUACCUCCGGCUAGCGGAAAAGCGGAAGUGUUUUUUAAACAGUUACUGCAGCUGUCGACAGCAGGAUUCAGAGUCAUAGCAGUGGAAUAUCCAAUUUAUUGGACAAUGAAGGAGUUCUGUGAGGGCUUUAAGAGAUUGUUAGAUCAUUUACAGUUAGAUAAGGUUCAUUUAUUUGGUGCUUCUCUUGGAGGAUUUUUGGCACAGAAGUUUGCAGAAUACACCCACAAGUCACCUAGAGUAGCUUCCCUUAUUUUGUGCAAUUCUUUCUAUGAAACAAGCAUUUUUCAACAGACAAAUUCUGCUCCAACGUUUUGGAUGAUGCCAGCGUUGUUUUUAAAGAAGAUGGUGAUGGGGAAUUUUGACAAGAGUCUAAUGGACCCUGAAAUAGCUGAUUCUAUUGAUUUUAUGGUAGAAAAGUUGGACAGUUUAACGCAGCAAGAGUUGGCAUCUCGUUUAACCUUGAAUUGUAUGAAUUGUUAUGUUGAACCACAGAAACUUUCAGGAGUAGAAGUUACGAUAAUGGAUGUAUUUGAUGACUGUGCCCUGUCACAGGAAGUAAGGGAAGAGAUGUACAAAUGUUAUCCCAAUGCUAAACGUGCUCAUCUUAAACAUGGCGGAAAUUUCCCGUACCUUAGUAAAAGUUUGGAAGUUAACAUAUUCAUACAGAUUCAUUUAAAAGUGUUCGACGACACACAAUACAGUGCUAAAUCUGUGAUACAGGACGAGAACCGACCGGGGUCCAGCAAUAGUGUAGAAUGAUAAAACUUGUACUUGCCGGGAACCAAAAAUGAACAAACAUUUAUAUAAAUAUAUGUAUCAGAUAACAGGCAGGGUGUAAAUAUACAAAUGUAUCUAUUUAUUUGAUAUGUCACAUGGUACAAUACAAGAGUACCUUGUAUAUGUGUGGCAAACUGGCACUAGGUGCUGACUUUUCAUUCAGAAGACAAUGUUUAACAAUUAACCUACUGAAUUUUUGUAAUGGAUUUGCCCAGCUUUGAAUUUGGAACAGUCCAUUUGAAUAUUAAGGGGUUUUAAAGCUGCAUGCCUCCAGAUGAGCGAAAAUAUUUCAAUAAAAUCGAACUUGAGAAAAAUGUACCAAGAUUUUAGGAAAAAUAUUAAAGAUUCAAGUAAUAUUUUACAUGUUAUGUGCGAUUAAUGACUGAUUUUUCAAAAUUUAUAACUUUAUUUCUACUGCGUUACUAAUGCAGUAGGUGCUAUUUUUGUAUAUUUUGUCCUUUUUUUAGUAAUUUACGUGGAUUUUAAGUGCCAUUGAUAAUGUGUAAAUUGCUUUUUUUUUGGUUAUUUCACUAAAUAAUACUUUUUAACACAUUUUCAAAAUUGACAUGAAAAUUAGCAUGAAUCUGGAGGCGUGCUGCUUUAAUGUCAAAAUACAAAAAUGGAGCUACCAAUAGUAUACAGUCUGGUCAGACGUCAAAGAUGUGUCCCCUGGCCUGGCUUGAUACUGGUGGAGUAUGGUUUCAUCAGGGUAAGGGUUAAAGCCUUCUGAUUUGUUUGGAGCAACAUGUUUAGAGCUUUCAUUCUUAGUUUAAAGAUAUACUAUGCUCUAAAAUUGAUAUUAGAAAAUAUUGAUAAUUGCUACAAAGUAUCUUUGUACAUAUAAAAUAAACAGGUUUUGACAUCACACAAAGUAGAUUAUGUUUUGUUAAAAAUUCUACGCACCAAGUGGUCAUAAUAUGAAUAUAAAGUGUCAUUUGAAAAACUUGCAGCUUUUUAAAGAAAAGACCAACUUUACUUGACUUGUACUAGGGAAAGCAGCUUCUCAUACAUAGUUUAUUCAUUCUUUAAUUCAAAUGAAACAUAUUCAGUAAGAAUUUCAAAGAUUUCAAUCAAGUUUCUAUAAUUAAAAUUUUUUACUCAAGGAUGAGCAUAGUAUAUCAUUAAAUACAUAAGUUUUGAAAUUGUUCUGCCUCUGAAAUCAUACAUUCACUGUUCAUUUGCACAUCUAUAUUUAUAACCUUGGAUCCAGUUCAUACUUAAAUUAAGAAACAGGAAGUGAAAGAAAGUUACACGGCAUUUUUGUUCGUUAUUUUAGAUUUGUCCUAAAGGUAAUUGUAUGAAAGUUUUAUAUUACACAAUAUUGUGCACUACAGCUUUUAAGAACUAAAAUCUGGUGUUAAAUGAAAAAAGAAAAACUAAAAAUUUGGUAUAAUUUGUGUAGUUUUAUGAAAAUGAUUAAGUUGAUUCUAUAUGAUAGAAGUGUGUUCAUGUAUAUUCAUGUAUCAUAGAUGGUACAUGUAAAUAUAUUUGAUAAGAGCUAUUCAUGAGUGAAAAGAGUGUUUAAGCUCUUGAUAUAUUUUCUGAGCAUUAUUUAAAGUUUGUAAUCCUUAAGUGCGGCUUUAAACAAGGAAACAGUAAUGAUCCACGCAAGUAGCAUAACUGUGUCAUGCAUUGUAUCCAAGUUACCUCCCAUUAAUGUACUUCAAUAAUAUAGUGCUUUUAGGGGCAUGUGUGUUGAUCAAAUGCAAGAUAUUUUUAAAAAAUAUCUGUUUUUUCCCCCAUUGUUUUAGUUUAGUUGAUAUUUUUGGAAAAUACUCAUAGGAUAAAUAUUAUUUUUUUGAUUAAGAUUUUUUUUCUUUUCUUAACUCCUUUUCUGUUAAUUUGAAGGUAUUCCACUUCUGGUGCAUUUUAUGCUUCAGAUUUUUGCAUUUCUAACAGAAACAACCCUUUACAUUUGUGCCAUUCCUCCUGGUGUGAUACCAUAUUUUCUCUAAUAAAUAUCUCUAAUAAAUGUCCCUCCCCUAAUAAAAGCCCCUUGCCCGUUUUUGACAUAGGAAAUGUAAAUGAUAGAAGUUUAUUAUAAAACCAUUGAAAUAAACAAAAGUAUAUAAUUAAAAUCUGUGGAAAAUGACACAAAAAUAGUAAAGAUUCUUUUUAUGUUGAUGAUAUAUAACAUUUUUCCUUCCUAUUUUAAUUAAUGCCACCCUUUUUAGAAUAUGUACGCCCUUCAGGGGCUUUAUUAGAGAAUAUACUUUAGAUAUUAGGUUUUGUAAAAUAGCUAUUUAUUCUCACAUAAGUUGUAAAAUAGACCAAGUAAUAGAGUAAAUUUCAUCUUUUCUAUGACCUUGAGAAAGAGUUUUCUUAGUUAUUCCUUGAUAAAAUUAAUGUAUAUUGGUCUGUGGGCUUUUACAAUUCUGUGAAGGGAACCAGAUAUUACUAUCUUGUAACUGAUUGGUUGAUUCAAAAUUGUUGUUUUUGAAUCUGACCAAUGACAAGAAAAUUUACUGUUUUACUUUUGUUGCGUGAGAAUUCAUGAGAAUUCACUUUUGAAGGAUCAUACUUUUGAACUUGAGUUAAAUGCCUGUUAAUGAACAAAGUUACAUGUUUUUUUUCUGUUUAUUAGUGCAAUAUGAUGUUUUAUUUUUCUGUUCAUAGUAAGAUGCUUGCAAGUACUGAUGAUGUGUUAUAUCAUCGCCUUAGUGCAGUAACAGGUUAACUCCAUUAAACUAUGUAAGACUUUAACCCGUUACUGCACUAAGGUGACAAUAUGUUGUUUUUAAUGAUAAUUAUGAUUUUUGUCACUGGCAUUCCGAUGUAGAUGUAUGAUUUUUAACUUGUUUUAUUAAGUUUAUUUAUAAUGCCCUUACAUCAAUAGUUUGGUGUAGGGGGUGGGGCCAGGGGGCCUGUUUUUCUGGACCUCUUGUCAAGACAUCUGCGAAAUCUGCACUCUGGAUGCGCCUUUUGUUGUUCAUUUUCUAUUCUUAGAAUGUCUGAUGUUUUAAAAUGAUGUGUACCUUCAUUGAACUUGAAUUUGAAGUACAGAGAUUUUUACUCCCAAAUUCUAGUAUAACAGAAAGUUAAACUGUUUGUAACAAUACAAUGAAGGAUUAAGAAGCUAUUUUAGUUUUUAUGUUGCUAUUUUGUUUGUUGUUAUUGUUUGUUUGACAAAAAUUUGAAUGCCCAUUAUAUAAUCUUUAUUUUUUCAUGCCUGUAAAUUGUUAAUAACACAGCUUGAUUCUACAUAUGUAUUAUCAAAAUUGUUGUAAGAAGAAAAAUGCAAGCCCUUUCUUUUAAGCUCACCUGUACACAAUGUGCUCAUGGUGAGCUAUUGUGAUGAUACCCCCUCCGUAUAAUAUUUUAAGUCAGAUUUUUAGUUUAGUAUAUGUACACAAAUACACUGGAGAUUACAGAAAACCAACUUUCUGGAGGUUUUGUGUGGCAGAAAAAUCCAAACUUUCUGGCAGUUUUGUGUAUAACAGAAAACCAACUGGAGAUUUUGUGUAACAGAAAACCAACUGAUUGGAGAUUUUGUGUCACAGAAAACCAACUUUGCAGAGGUUUUGUGUAACAGAAAACCAAUUUUGUAAAGGUUUUGUGUAACAGAAAACCAAUUUUGUAAAAGUUUUGUGUAACAGAAAACCAAUUUUGUAAAGGUUUUGUGUAAUUUUCAGUGGUUUUGUAAGGCAGUCUGUUCAAGUUUGACUGUUUCUGUGAUUUAUUUUAAAAAUUAAAGGAAAUGAUUUUUUUUUGUUGAUUUUGUUGUGAUAGAGACAAAUUUGUACAGAUAAUUGCUCAUGCAUGAAUAAAUGUUUGAUAAAAGAAAUAUAACAUAUUUUUACAAUAAGA